AUGAACAACCACUCAAGCCUCGGAAAUAAGGAAAGGGCGCAGCUUCUCAGCGAUGAGACCACCCACCUUGUCAUGCAGAUUCUCAUGUACGGCGUCACACCCACCAUCUCCACCCUUGGGGUUCUGGGUAAUGUAUUCAGCAUCAUCGUCUUACUAAAGCACGGACUGCACAAAUGCUCCAACAUUCUGCUGUUUUGCCUCGCCAUAGGUGACCUCGUCUAUCUCAUCGCUUUCAACAGCGUCCCUAAACUUUUGUACGAGUUAUCUGGCGUAGCGUUCGCCUGGGAUUACAACGAGGUGACCGCCCAUACUUUAUUCGUCCUCUACUCGAUAUUUCAUUUUCUCGACUACGCGAUCGGGUUGUCUUCUCUAGCUAUCCCCAUGCUGAUCACGGCUGAGAGACUUGUUGCUGUGUUCCUGCCUAUGAAGUUCUCACGAAUUAUUACACCUGCGAGAACAUGGACAGCUGUGGGCAUCAUCUGCUUGUUUUGGAUUAUUGUAAUUUUCUACUCCUCCCUCUGGUCACAAUUCAAGUACGUUUUUUAUCCGAAACUUAACAUAUCGAUGGGCAUAAUCGAACGUUCAGAUCGAUAUUUUCAAGAACAAGACGUGGGCGACGUGUUAGAAGAAAUGAUAAAAUACCUCACUCUAAAAAUACCCCCUGGGCUCACACUAGUUGGUUGUGUCAUCAUUGCCGUGAAGAUCAAAAUGGCGUCCGCUAAGAGAAGAAAAAUGACGUCGAAUGGAGCAGCCAGAGAAACAAAGUCGAAUCGCACGAGCAAGAUCCUACUGUCUGUGUGUGCGAUGUACACCGUUACUUGUGCGAUCGUUUCCUUACCCAACUAUCUGCCCCAGUAUGGUUACUACACGAUGACUGGAGACGCGCCGAAUAAUGUUGGCCGUAUUGGUUACCAGUUCUUUAACAUUGUCGGAUGUACCAACAGUUCCUGUAAUUUUAUUGUGUACGUCGGAAUGAACAAGAAUUUCCGAGACACUUGGAAGUCGCUCUUCACUCCCUGUGGUUACAUACAAAAAACUGCAAAUCGACAAGAUCGGAAGAUAUGA
Aplysia californica (California sea hare) is the source of this 1065-nucleotide messenger RNA. RefSeq names its product probable G-protein coupled receptor B0563.6. Bases 1 to 1065 code for a protein of 354 amino acids. Gene Ontology annotation, cellular component: plasma membrane. The transcript has a single exon. Lineage: Eukaryota; Metazoa; Mollusca; Gastropoda; Aplysiida; Aplysiidae. Gene Ontology annotation, molecular function: G protein-coupled peptide receptor activity. The record is from RefSeq and is a predicted model, not a curated record. Gene Ontology annotation, biological process: G protein-coupled receptor signaling pathway.